GACAGCGCUCGAACCGUGCCUUAUCUAUCCAGCUGCCACUUCGCUCGCUCCACACCCAGCCGGCAUGGUGCUGCACUGCGCCGCCACACCGACCGUCUCUCCGCCCGCCGCCAGACCCUGCCGCCUCCACCACGGCGCCUGCGGAGCCCUCCCGCACCCGGCCGCAGCCCCAGCGCGCGCGCUCGGUCUCGGGGACCUGCUCCGCCUCGUCGGCGGCGGCGGCGACGCGCGCGCAGACAGAGCCGUCUGCCGCGUGAGGCGGCGGGUGCGGUACGAGGAGGACGAGGACGAGGAAAACGACGAGGAGUGGGGGCACAACGAGGACGUCGCGAGGAUGGAGCGGUACACCGAGGACGCGCGCGACCAGGCGCUGCUGGUGAAGGCCCGGGUGGACGACGAGGUGGAGGUCGUGCUCACCUUCAAGGGCUUCUCGUCGAGCUUGAGCGGGGGAACGGCGGCGGAUCCGGCGAGGAGCAUCCUGCCGGAGAGGGCGAUCAUACAGUCGGUGGACGUGGUGAAGGGGCCAUUUGACCCCAACAACAUCGAGUACCUGGAGAAGGGGGUGGAAUGGGACGACUUCAAGAGCCGCCUCCAAUAGCAGGAAAUUGCCCAUGUAAAUUUUGUAUGCUGUUGUGUCAGUUAAUCGAGAAAAAUAUGAUCCUCACCUGUCAUUUUCAACUGUUGUUCAGUUCAAAUGCAUCAAAGAGAUCGGCC
Molecule: messenger RNA, 714 nt
Organism: Panicum virgatum (switchgrass)
Lineage: Eukaryota; Viridiplantae; Streptophyta; Magnoliopsida; Poales; Poaceae
Exons: 2
Coding region: 65-598 (177 amino acids)
Cellular component (GO): chloroplast
Source: RefSeq, a predicted model, not a curated record